CAACACCCUUUAUAAAGGUUGAUAGUGGUGAGCAGGGGCUUUCAUUGGCACAGGAAGCAAUCUCGGUCACCUUCAGUGGAAAAGAAGGUAUAAAACCCAAAGUCUUUUUCUUGGUUGACUGUCUGGGCACUGGUUGAAUUUCUUAGUUUUCACGAAGGACCCAUUUUUGGGAACUUUUCUGAGAAAAUGGCAACUUUAAAUGAGAAGAAGACCUGCAGUGAACGUAUGGCAGAUUUCCGUCGUUUUGUCUGGAAUCCAGAAACAAAGCUCUUCAUGGGAAGGUCCUUAAUUAACUGGGUGUGGAUCAGCCUCUACUACCUGGCUUUCUACGUGGUGAUGUCGGGGCUUUUCGCACUCUCCAUUUAUUGUUUAAUGAGGACCAUUAAUCCAUACGAGCCGGAUUACCAAGACCAGCUGAAAUCCCCAGGUGUAACCUUACGACCCGAUGUCUAUGGGGAUAGAGGACUACAAAUUUAUUACAACGUAUCGGACAACAAAACCUGGGAAGGUUUAGUGACAACUCUUCACACUUUUCUGACAGCAUAUACACCAGCUGCUCAGCAUCUGAACAUCAACUGCACCAAUAAUACCUACUUCAUUCAGGACACCUUUGAUGGCCCAAAUAAAACAAAACUGUCCUGCAAAUUCACCUCAGACAUGCUUCAAAACUGCUCUGGCAUCACAGAUCCAACUUUUGGAUAUCCGGAAGGAAAACCCUGUUUUAUUAUAAAAAUGAACAGGAUUAUCAAGUUUUACCCUGGCAAUGGCACCGCACCAAGGGUGAACUGCACAUAUGUGGGUGAGGAGUCUCGCCCGCUGGACGCGGACUACUACCCUGUGAAUGGCACCUUCAACCUGCACUACUUCCCCUACUACGGGAAAAAGGCUCAGCCCAGCUACAGCAAUCCCUUGGUAGCUGUGAAAUUUCUCAACAUUACAAGGAAUGUAGAACAUAGAAUAGUGUGCAAAAUCAUUGGAGCUGGAAUUACCUUCAAUGUUCAUGAUCCAUAUGAAGGCAAAGUGGAAUUUAAAUUGAAAAUAGAAGACUGAGCAGCAACAGAGACACUUCUGAAAAAUGUGUGA
Messenger RNA from Motacilla alba alba, 1083 nucleotides. RefSeq names its product ATPase H+/K+ transporting subunit beta (gene ATP4B). The transcript is spliced from 7 exons. Lineage: Eukaryota; Metazoa; Chordata; Aves; Passeriformes; Motacillidae. Gene Ontology annotation, cellular component: sodium:potassium-exchanging ATPase complex. Gene Ontology annotation, biological process: potassium ion import across plasma membrane; intracellular sodium ion homeostasis; intracellular potassium ion homeostasis. Gene Ontology annotation, molecular function: ATPase activator activity. The record is from RefSeq and is a predicted model, not a curated record.